CCUGAUGCACUAUCUCUCUAUUUCUUUCUCUAGCUCUCUCUAGCGCUUAGCUUCAAUGCUUUGUGCUAUGCAGCCCAACGCUCGUACGUCUGCAGCCGCCUUUGCUUCACCCGAAGGACGACGCGGCGCUGCUGCUGUUUACCGAUGCAUUGACGCCCCGUAGUGAAUGCAGCGCGCCUGUACGCUCGGUAUCGUUUUACGAGCAGACGCUCCCGUGAGCUAGACGAAUGCUGCCGGCGCAUAAAUUCCCGCGCGGUGUCAAGGAGGUCCUUUCUGGCGAACGUGCCGCCCUGGAGGAAGUGGUGACGUGGCCCGCCGAUGUGGCCACUGAAGCGCGCUGACGUCGCCGGCGGUGGGCUGGUGACUGUGGCCGAAAAUGGCGCACGUGCUGCUUCCCUGCGACGUGCCCACUUGGUCCGAGGUGGAGCGACACCUGAGCCAGCUUCGGUUCGCACACUCGCCCGAGCAACUGGUGGCCGACAUGCAGCGCAUCUACGACCUCUGCUGCGUGGGCCUCGACCCGGAGGACCCUCCGCGGGAGGAGAUUCGGCUGGACCUGCUCAAGCGCUUCCUCAAAUCCCUGUCGGCCGACGAGAGCCGACGCUUCUUCGACUCCACGCUGCCAGCUUUAAUCAGCUGCGCGAUGCGGCUGCGCGAGCUGCGGCCGCCCGGCGGCUUCCUCUACUGCCUCCAGCAGCAGGACGGGAUGUUCGCGCUAAGCCGUCCCUUCGUGGCUUCACUACUGGCCAACUCGUUCUUCUCCACCUUCCCCAAGCGCACAUCCAGGACGCACCCGACGCUGCUCGACUUCAACUGCUCCGAGCUGUUUCCCUUCCUUGACACACCGUGUCACUGUGAAAAGCUGAGGAGCCUGUUCGCCUACUUCGACUGCACCUUCCAGGAUGAACCGGAGGGCACCGUGUACUUCUGCAGGCAGGUGACUGCCCCUAAGAACCAGAUGUCGCUGCCCGAGUGGAUGUGCAGCGACUGUCCCCUCUGUCCGCUCAUGGUCCGCACUAGAGGACUGAUCGAGGAAGCCGAACCGAUCUUGCUCAAGUGCUAUCCUUCUAGCGCUAACGUCGGAAACGAAUUUCUCGGAAGCAAUUGCACAAUGGAGUGCUCGGUGUUCCUCAGCUGUCCCGAGGUUCUAACCGCGCUGCUGUUCGUCGAGCUUCUGGGCGACAACGAAGCGCUCACCGUGGACGGCCUGUUGCCACUCGAUCCGAGGCCACGGGUCAACGGAGAACCGGUGUUCGGCCCUUCCGAGUGCUCCGUGUGCCUUCUGGACAUCAAGGACCAUUCCUCCCGGCCGAUGGCGCAGUUUGAGGACGCGUCCCUGCUUCGCGAGCUCAACAAGUGCCUCGUGGCCUUCCGGCAAGCCCUCACCCAGCGCAGGCCCUCGCCCGUGGGCCAGAGUUCGAGCUCGAGCGCGGCUGGGCACGAUCCACCCUGUUUUCACUCGCUGUCCUCUUCCAAGACGUCGUCCUCCCCGAGCAGUGCGCACGCCACCGACUCCCCGCCGGACAAUCUGCAAGGCCUGCGUGGCCACGAACACUUCGUGGACUGCAAGCCUCCUGCCGCAGACCUCUUAGGAACGAAGACGACCGUUGUUUCAGGUGGUAAGGCCGACCUGCCGGACCCAAUCAAGCGGUGCCCUCAGCCGGAGAGCCAAGUACCCACCUUAGCCGGUGUUCUGGGGGCGCUGAGGAAGAAGCCUCAACGCUCGCCUCGAAAGUUCUUCAAAGUGCUGAGCUCCAGGAGCCCGAGUCCGACCUCUCCGAAACCCGACAGCACCCGUCCACAACGAACUGUAGAAACGAAUAGCGGAGCUUCGAACGUGCCGCCAUCGUUAUCGAGUUCAGUUGCUGCCCCAGUUCCUAACAUAGCGAGGCCCUUAGCGACUAAGCCUCCGCCACCGGCAUCGAGAAGGAGCCUGCGGUCUCUGGGCAGCUCUGGUUCCAAGGGCUCCGUGGAGAGAAACAAAAGCCUGGAGAACAUACUUAGCAGAAUCUCUGUGAGCCAGCCGUCGACGCCUUCGUCGUCGUCGUCAGCGCCGCUUCUGACGCAGGCCGUCCUGUGCGCGCAGAGACACCCUUCUCCGAGACCCGACCGACGAGGCAGCGGUUCCCAAGCGGCUAUGGUCUUUCGCCCGGUCAACCUGUCGCCGCUGAUGUCCCGCAGGUCUGCCUUCCGGCCCGCGACCGAGUGUCUCCUGGACCAGAGAAGGCAGAGCGGCGGGGGCGCGCCUCCGAUAGCGUUGCCGCACUGCGAGUUCUCCGCGUUGAGCAAGAUCAAGCCAGCCUGCGUCAAGGUGGCGCCGGUGAAAGUGCUGACGUCGCCUCCGGUAUCUUCGCCUCGCGUGCAGCUCUCGAUCGAGUCUGCACCCGAGGACGACGUGUGGCGCAGGCAGGAGAGCGUGGAGCUCGAGUCGCCGGGCGUCGAGCUGCCGCCAUCAUUUCUGCGGCGUCCCGACGCCGCGACGACUGCGAGGGAGACGGACGUAUGGACGCUUGCGCGGCAACAGCAGCCAGCGGUGGAGGAGGGCGCUCCGGCCCGAAGUCACCGCAGGACGGCGUCUGGGUCUUCGACCACGCCGUUCGAGUCUCCGACGGCGAACCCGUCACUGCUGCGGCUUCCAUCUCAGAAGUCGUGUGACGACGACUACCACACUGCGGACGAAAGCUUAGAAGAUAGCCCGGAGGGACACGGAGUCGGGCUUCCGGGCGAGGCUCGUCCGCGUUGCCUCAAGUCGCGCCGAGAGCGGUCGCUGCGCUCGCACACGAGUGGCGGCGGCGGCUCGAGCGCCUUCUCGUCGGUCUCUCAACGCCUGAGCAGGGACGACUCCGCCAGCUCGGCCGGUUUCGUGCUCGACAACCGGAGCGACGACGAUGACUACAUCGCCUCCUCGCUGAGCAAGCACGAAAGGUACGAGGACUUCCGGCGUCGAAUCCGCCGUCGAGGUCGGCGGCUUGCACGUCGACUGAGCCGCAGCCUGCGUGCCAGCUACUCGAGCGGCAGCAGCGACAUGGACGACAUCGACGAGGACCCCGAGCUGGGCUUCUCUCGGUCCCAGGCUCCCGUGUGCUCCGUGCGCGCGGCCAACUCGGAGCCCACGCUGCACGUCCUGCUGCCGACCAAGGGCUCGGCGCGCGAGCUGCCGGCGCUGUCCAUCGCCUCCGAGCUGGUCAUGACGUCUUCGCCCGGGCGGCGACAGACACUGGUCAUGACUACGGGCCAGGGCAUGCCCAAGGCGUACUCCUUCGAUGGCGUCAAUCCGAACCUGCCAGUUCCUUUCAAGGCCAAGUUCAGGUGCAAGAAGAGGUUCGCGGAAGUGAUAUGA
Molecule: messenger RNA, 3340 nt
Organism: Rhipicephalus sanguineus (brown dog tick)
Lineage: Eukaryota; Metazoa; Arthropoda; Arachnida; Ixodida; Ixodidae
Exons: 13
Coding region: 377-3340 (987 amino acids)
Biological process (GO): regulation of DNA repair; ATP generation from poly-ADP-D-ribose; nucleotide-sugar metabolic process
Cellular component (GO): nucleus; cytoplasm
Molecular function (GO): poly(ADP-ribose) glycohydrolase activity
Source: RefSeq, a predicted model, not a curated record